Molecule: messenger RNA, 2214 nt
Organism: Musa acuminata subsp. malaccensis (wild Malaysian banana)
Lineage: Eukaryota; Viridiplantae; Streptophyta; Magnoliopsida; Zingiberales; Musaceae
Source: RefSeq, a predicted model, not a curated record
UAAAUCCAGCAGAAGCCCCAAAGAAGAGGGUUUAACAGGGGGACCGUGGUCGGUGGUCGCUGCCUCCUCUUUCGGUGCGGCAAUGGAAGACGCUGUGAGGUUGCGGGUGGAGUUCGACGACCAUCGCGUCCUCACCAAGACGCAGAGAUUGGAGGGCCUCUGCCGGUGCUGGCUCCUCCUCCCCCCCGAGCUCUCCACCGUCUCCGACGUCGCCACCCACCUCGUCCGCGCCUUCGCCCUCCACCUCUCCUGCCCCCAUGGCGUCCUUCUCUCCAUGGAUGAAUUUGUUCUACCGCCGUUUGAAUCAAGUAGCAUUUUCAGGGACAAGGAUAUUGUCAGGGUGAAAAAGAAAGUUGCUAAAACGAAGCAGCUUCUUGAGAUAUGUGGUGAUGCUUAUCACAUUCAAGAUUCCAAGAUAGUGGAGAAGCAACCUAUAACAUCUGGCAAUGAACUUCUCAACAUUAAAGAUUUUCACGAAGAUUUAGAGUUGUGCAAAAGCAAAAAGGGAGAGGAUGCAUGUGAAGUUGAAGGGAACACAACAAAGAGACAAAUUCUCUCAAGUGAAGAAACAAUUUUGAAAAGGAAAAGGAAGCAGUCAGAUAAGCCUCAAAACUCAAAGAAAAAAAUAAAACUUACCAGCCCCACCUCCGAAGAGACUAUUGUAACUGCUGACCAAGAGGAAAACGUUCAUUCUGAUCUGCAGAAAAGUCCAACACUAGAUAAGACACAUAUACUAUCCAACAGAAAUGAAAAACACGAGAAAUUGGUUUCCUCACAAAAUGCUGUUCAGAAGAGAAAUUGCCAUGUCACGACAAAAGAGAGGCAUGAUCAGGUUGAAAACUGUCAUAGAAUUCCAUCUCAACAACAGCUUACUGAUAGCAUGAAUAAGUCUCCCAGCAGAAGUGCUCGUCGAAAAAAGGCGAAACGACAAUGGUUGCGGGAAAUGGCUAAUCAGCAACUAAGUGAGAAUAAACAGGGUGAAAAGCAGGCAAAUGAUGUGCAGGGUACAUUAUCUAAAUAUAAAAUAGUAGAUCAGACUAUUGAAAUAGAGGAAGAAAUUGUUCCUGUCAUUGUUCGACCUGGUCAUAUCCGAUUUGAGCCUAUAGAUGGAGACGGAGAACAUGACAACACACAGUCAAAUGGACCAGUGGAAACUCUGCAAUGGAAUGGAACAACCAGCAAGAAAAAGGGUCAGAAAUGGGGUAGGGAGAAGACUUUAAGCAAGAAGAGUGACGAUGAUUAUUGUAAUGGAGCCUUUAACGAAAAUAUGAUCACUGAAGAGGGGGAACAUGUAGAUGACCAUAUAAACUUUGAAAGCCUUUUUCCUUUAACUCGUCUACCAGAGGAAGGUGAUAUCCUUGUAUAUCGAUUGGUUGAGUUAUCCUCAUCAUGGUGUCCUGAGCUCUCUUCCUUCCGAGUAGGAAAAGUUUCAUCGUAUGAUUCCAUAUCUAUGAAAAUUGUCUUACUACCUAUUCCGGAGUACCCAAUAUCUUCCCAGGAGAAAAAAGAUGCAGAAGAAUCUGCACAGGAACCAGACUCCACAUUAUACAAGGAAGAUGGCUCUUUGGAGAUUGAGUAUACCUCACUUGUUGAUGUUCGCCUGCUCAAGGGACAUGACUCAGAUAACCUUCAUAAUGAGAAGUCAAAGGAAAAAGCACAAUCAAACAACUGGGACCUAGCAUUGGUUGAUGCUAAUCCUAGACACUCAGCUGCACCUCUUGUAGAAUCGAGACCAACCAUGGGGUGGGACCAAAUUGAUCAGGCUUUGAGUGAGAGGAAGGCACAACUUCAGCAGACUGAUACCUGGGCUAUCAAGGGCUCCACCACUGCUUCAUGGUCAUACAGGGCAUUGAGAGGCAGUGCACUGGGACCUACUCUGGCAUUAUUAAGAGGGACAAAUGGCAGCAGCAAUGCUAAUUCUCCUGGCAAACAUGCCUCUGGCAAGUAUCCUAGUUCCAAGUGAAUCCCUUGUGUGAUGAUUUUGCCUGGUGUUGCCACUUCUACAAUGAGAGUGCACACCCUCCCAUGUGUAGUUACCAAUAUGUGGCUCAUGUCAACUAAAAACUUUGUUUUAGCGGUGAUUCUCAGGCUUUGACCUUGCAAUUCGUCCUCUACAUUGUAUCAUCUUUUAUGGUGGCGGAAGAUGAGCCAGUUUCAAGCCACACGAUGAAGACUGAAAUGGUGGUAAUCAAGUUUUGGACUUACUGGGAUUAA